Molecule: messenger RNA, 420 nt
Organism: Bipolaris zeicola 26-R-13
Lineage: Eukaryota; Fungi; Ascomycota; Dothideomycetes; Pleosporales; Pleosporaceae
Exons: 1
Molecular function (GO): endonuclease activity
Source: RefSeq, a predicted model, not a curated record
UUUAAAAAUAUACGUAUCGCACCCAUCUUUUCCAUAGAACUACAUGAAAAAGAUUAUAAUUUAUUGAAAGAAAUUAAAAAUUUCUUUGUAGUAGGUACUAUCAUUAAGAGAAUAAAAAAAGGGAGUCCAACAGCAAUAUAUUCAGUACAAUCUAUUAGUGCGUUAAAAGACGUAAUUUUACCUCAUUUUAAUCAAUAUAAUUUAUUAACACAAAAAAAAGAAGAUUUUCGUUUAUUCUCAUUAGUAGUACAUAUGCUUUACGAUAAUCAGCAUAAGAAUGAAGAAGGUUUAAACAAGAUAUUAUCAUACAAAGCUUCUAUGGGUAAAGGAUUGUCAAAAACUUUACUAAGUAUAUUUCCUGGUAUACAGCCCACAGUAAGAAACCUAGUUUUACCUACAAAAGAUUUUAAUCCUUUUUGA